UGCCUAAUUAUUUUGGAGUCCAGGUCUUACAUGGCUUGUAUAAAAGUAUAGGAUUAGUAUGAACGCAGAAGAAACCAACAUGAUUACAGGUCACGGCAAAUAGUUAGAAGAGAUGGGGUCACUUCAGGUGGACCAAGGGUUUGUCUGUAUUUUAAUUAAAAGUGUCCAUAUUUAUAUGUGGUGUAUGUCAAGUUACAAAUCAUCUAGUGAAGACUACACCGCCUCUUGACAAGGAGCUUGGUUUUAUCAUUUGGCUCAAGAUGAAUACCCUCAAGUAGAAGGUACAGUCUUUUGGUGAAGCCUUCCCUUAGACCAUACUUCUAUAGUUCUAUCUCAACGUGUUCACAGCUUACAAAGAAUACAAUCUGAUUUCUUUUCAGCAUCUGUGGACAACGAUUCUCUGUUAGUCUCCUUGCAACACCCCCUUCAGUUUUAUCCUCCAAUUUUAACAUGUCUUCUGUUGCCUCACCUGCUCCAACCUCUCCUACUACCUCUGAACUUAUUGAUAGAUUUCUUAAAACUAGCGAGGAUGCACCAGAUUUCAAUCUAGAACAACUAGUCCACAUGAUUGACAGUGUUAUUUCUCAAUACGACACUAAGGGGAAACGAAAUCCAUCUUUUGGGAAACUAAAUUAUGGUGCAGCUGGCCACCCCUCUGCAGCAGAUACAUCCAAAUUCUCCGAAGACGUGUCAAAGCAUGUCAACAUCAUUUCUCGCCAGAUAUCAAAGUCUCUUGGAGAUAAACAUGGGACAACUAUAGCAGUGUUGAAUACCUUUGGAAACAUGCAUUGGGUUGGAGUGGGCUUCUUGGUGGUCGCUGCUGUUUUACAAAGGCUGGAUACAAUUGAAUCUAACAGAAUGGAGCGCUUGAAGCUUCUCAAGUCUAUGAAUAAUUUAUGCAAAGUAAUUAUGCAACUCAAGCGUCUUCCUCAUCUAAAAAAUGAGAUGCAGACAAGGAUAAAAGAAUCUAUACAGUUGAUAGUUGAAGGAGCAAUAUUGUGUUGUUUUCAAAAGAAAAGAAAAACACUUGGAAGGUUGUACAUGGCUUCAAAAGACAAACAAGACCUUGAAGAACUUAGCUUUCAAGUGGAUGAGAUGCGCAAGACAUUAAAUGAACAGAUUAAUGUUUGUAUUUUAGAUGAUAUUCAUAGCACUAUGGGGAGCAGCGCCUCACAGGCUCCUUUCUUGAAUGAUGCAGUUGGGAUAGAGCAACAGAUAACUAAAGUCGUUGGACUACUUGAUUUGGAAAAUGACAAGCCAGUUGUAGCAGUUGUUAUACAUGGAAUAGGAGGUGCUGGGAAGACGACUCUAGCUGAUGCAGUUUAUGUAUCUCUGCAAGAUAAAUUCCAUGGUUGGAAACAUUCCAAAGCUACUCUCAUCCAAAACCUAGACUUAGAUCCCAAAAUAGAGGAGCUGCAAUCCCAGAUUGUACAGGAUUUGACUGGUGUGAAGCAAAAGGUAAGAGACUAUAAAAGUGGACAGCAAUGCUUAAAAGAAAUAAUGGAAAAAGAAACUGUCUUCUUAUACAUUGACAAUGUCUUGAGGAGAGACCAUCUGGAGAAGCUUCUACCUAAGGAGAUAACAGGUCCCAAAAAAAUACGGAUGCUUCUAACAGCUAGAAAAACAAAUAUACUGGGAGUGGUUGAGGACUGCAGGAUUAAACCCUGUAAAAUUUAUCCUAUGGGACCUCUUUCUCUUGAUGCAGCCCUGCAAGUGUUAUGCAAAAAGAUAGACAGAGAACAGGACAUCAAUUCAAUAUUGGAUGAAAGACCUCAGGCCAAGGAGAUAGCAAAGAAAUGCAGUUGCUGUCCUCUGUUUUUGGAAGUAGUAGGAGCAUAUCUCCAUAAACGAAAGAACAAAGAUGAAGCUUAUGAAAGAGUACUCAAUUGGCUCCAAUGUGGAGAAGCUUUUAGUGGCUACAAGGAAGAGAGUUUCGAUGAUUCAAGGAUUCUCUUUGCAUAUGAGGAGCUUCAACCAAGUGCUCAAGCGGCCUUCCUUGACAUAUGUUCAUUCUUCUAUAAUUGGGAGUGGGAAGAAGUUGCGUGCAUUGUAGGAGAGGAAGAACUAGAAAGCCUAGAAGAGGGGGCUCUGCUCAAAAGAAUAGAGCUUGAAGAAGGUUAUGAUGUCAAAAGAAAAGUAAACAGGAUAAGUAUUCAUGAUCUUCUUCUAGCAGCUGGUCGUAAUAAAUCAAAAGGCAACCGUUUCAAUGAUUUAGGUGAUUUUUCUGCAGUCCUGAACAAUGAACAGGCUCUCCGCCAAAUAAAAGGAGUUUGGUUGGGAUGGAAUAAGAAGCCUUUUCAUCUAUUAGCAGAAAAGCUAGAUGCGAUGUGUGGGUCUUUACGAGUAUUUGCAAUGGGAGACUCAAUAAUUGUGAAAGGAAAAUGCAGUCAACAAUUUAAUGAGCUAAGGUUUCUUCAAGUGGGAAAAGUGCCCAAUCUUCCAUUUGAUAUAUCAAGGUUAAAGCGUUUGACAUUCAUGGAUUACAACUCUGAGGGCAACAUGGUGUUAGAUCUGUCCAAGAUACAAUCAAAACUCAAAGUGCUUAAGCUCUCAGAACAAGGCAAGAGCCUUCAAAAUCUUGAAAUCAAUCCAUACACAGUAGCAGUAUUGAAGGACCUACGAAUAUGUGCCUGGCGCUUUUGUAAAUUGCAAAAACUGCCAAAAGCAUUUCAGCAGCUUAACAAAUUACAGCAGUUAGAUUUGUCAAAAUGCGAAUUCACAGAAAUUCCUGAGAGUUUUGGUCAAUUAUUUGCUUUGGAAAAGCUAAACCUGUCCUUUUCUCAAAAUCUGAAAGAAUUACCAGAUUCAUUGGAGAAGCUCCAAGCUUUGCAGGAGUUGGUUUUGAGUUAUUGUAGGAAUCUGAAGAAGUUGCCAGAAGGGUUUGGCAAAUUGAAGGCUCUCACUAAGCUUGAUUUAACAUACUGUGAGAAUUUGCAGGAGCUUCCAGGCAGUUUUGAUAAGCUUUACUCAUUAAGGUCGCUGUGGUUAGAACAUUGCAGCAGUUUAUUUGGGCUCCAUGAAAGAAUUGGGAAUUUAACAUCCUUAACUUCUUUACGGUUAGGUGAAUGUGCAAAGCUGAGAAGUAUUCCGGAAAGCAUUGGACAGUUGACAUCAUUGGCAGGGUCCAUAUCAUUUAGUGGGUGUUCAAGUUUGACAGAAGUACCAGAAGAAAUUUGCAAACUUACAAUGAUUAAAAAAAUUUCACUGGGAAGGUGCUCCAGUUUAAAGAUGCUUCCCAGUCGGCUCAUAGAAAUCAGUUCCCUUCAAGAUUUAGACUUACAUGGAUGUGAAAACUUACAAGAAAUGUGUAAUAACUUCCAUUGCUUGGUAGCAUUAAUAAAAUUAAACAUGGUCAAUUGCUGGAGUUUAUCAAAGCUACCAAAAGGUUUUGGUAAACUUAGAUGUUUGCAGGAGUUAUGUUUAUCAGGAUGUCGCAAGUUAGAGGAAUUGUGCAGUGACUUCCAUUGCCUUAGAGCAUUAAUAAAAUUAGACUUGUCUGAAUGCAGUAGUUUGAUGAUACUUCCUGAACAAUUUGGUGAUCUUGCUUGCUUGGAAGAGUUAGAUCUGUCAGGAUGCUUUCAGUUGGAAUCUCUCUCUGCAAAUUUCCAUUCCUUACCAUCCUUAAUAAGACUGGGACUCAUAAAUUGUGAGAGGUUAGAAGGGAAAUGGAUGGAUAGUGUUGUGGCAAUUGAAAGCCUGUGGCGUGUAGACAUCAGUGGAAGUGAAAGGAUGAUCCAACGGUGGAUGGAAAUGCAAAGGGAGAAGGAUGACUGCCAUCUGGUAGUGGUAACAGGAAAAUUGCAGGAAAGUGAUAGUUCUUUAUUGUUGAAAGCAACAAUAUCAAAGUUCUUUAGGGAAGAAAGAAUCCUCAUCGACUCUCAUCAACAUCCAUUUUGUUCAUCCUCUCUUCAGCCAGAGACCGCUCUCAUCUUGAUCAUUAGUUUGCGUUCCACUGAACCCUCGGUAUGGGAAUUACUGGAAAGAAAUCUCCAACGGCUGGAAUCCAAUUAUAAAUCCUUCAAACUCAUAUAUAUCGGCAAAGAAUUCAGUUCAUUACCAACUAAUUUGAAAGACAGGAUACUGGCUUACACACCUGAAAACUCCCAGGCUUCCUUACUCUUGGAUAAAUUAUUUGCUUUGUUUCCUACUUAUAGAGAAUAUGUCUUCUGUACCUCUGAUGGUUUACAAGAAAAUGGCAUGAAAUGUUUUACAGUGUGGGAAGACAUCUCUUAUAUACUUAAUGAGGUUAGCUUCCUAAUCAGAACCCCGAGAGAAAGCAAUACUGAAUUGUUGAGAGCAUUGUUGCUGACUACAGAAACAGAUUUUCUUCUGAUCAAGAACAAACAACGGGUGCAGGUCACUGACAUACAAGACAAAAUGCUAUUAUUAUUGAUUACACCCAUUAACAUAUCGGAAACACAGACUUCAGCUUUGAAAGAUAUGUAUCUAAAGAUGCAAGACAGACACGACUAUCUAGCAGAAGUUGUUUGGAUUCCAAGAGUGGAUUGGGGGAAGCCAACUUGGGCUGAAUAUCAGAGAUGCGCUACAAAUUCUGCAUGGCCAGUAGUUCCAAAUCCGUGGCUAGUAAACCCAGAAUCAUUAAAUCAUUUGGUUAAUACAGCAACCGCACUAGUUGUGGUAGAUGCAAAAGGAAUGAUUUCAUGCAAAGAUGCAUUGCCUAUGGUAGAAAGGUGGGGGUUGGAGGCAUAUCCAUUUUGUCAAAGCCGCGAAGAUGAUCUCAGGAAGCUAGAGUGGGAGGGACUCAAGGUCCAAUCUAGUGUGGAAUUUGUCUUUCAAAAUCUGGAGUCAUCUCAAUUGAAGGUAAAAGAGGCCAUGUGCCAUGGAGAAACAGUUCUUUUGUGCACAGGUUCCCUUGAGAAGAUGUUAAACUUUGUGCCUAGUUUGAAUUUUGCAUUGAUGAAGUUGAAAAUCAAGGUCAAAGUUCUCUAUGUGGGGAAGAGACCUAUUCACAUUUGGACGAAUGCUCAAGAAGAAGAUGCUUAUGAAAUGAAGAGAAAGGCAAUGUCUAACAUUCCAAAUCUCUCAUUCUUGGAUGCAUAUAAAUUGUGGCAGCGUGUUGUGGAUUUGUAUAAUGAUCUGAGUAGAAUGAAAGAUGAUGAAAAAAUAUUAAAGGUGAGAAGAUUAGUGUCAGGUCUCUUGAAAAAAUCCAAUAGAGAUGUGGGGCUGAUUGUGAUUGAUGAAGAUGGGGAGAUGGUGACUGCGAGGGGAAAGGAAAUGGUAGAGGUGCUGUUGAAGGGUGGUAAGGAUGAGGAAGAGUUGUUGUGUGAUAUUAAAAACAAAGGACUGAAACAAGUUUUAGAUUUGAGAUGGAACGAUGAUAUAGUGUCCAACUCUCUUUAUCACUAAUUCAAAAUUCCUACAUGGGUAUGAUCACUCUAUUACUGCAGGAUGUUUAAGUUUCUAAAAUGUACCAAAAUUCGUGGAAUACAAGAAGGACAAGAAAACAAAAAAAAGGAAGUUUAAUGA
This is a messenger RNA of Cryptomeria japonica (Japanese cedar), 5487 nucleotides long. RefSeq names its product disease resistance protein RPV1. Gene Ontology annotation, biological process: defense response to fungus. The transcript is spliced from 10 exons. Gene Ontology annotation, molecular function: protein binding; ADP binding. The record is from RefSeq and is a predicted model, not a curated record. Bases 451 to 5367 code for a protein of 1638 amino acids. Lineage: Eukaryota; Viridiplantae; Streptophyta; Pinopsida; Cupressales; Cupressaceae.